Molecule: messenger RNA, 1323 nt
Organism: Microplitis mediator
Lineage: Eukaryota; Metazoa; Arthropoda; Insecta; Hymenoptera; Braconidae
Product: venom acid phosphatase Acph-1-like
Exons: 4
Coding region: 1-1116 (371 amino acids)
Biological process (GO): dephosphorylation
Molecular function (GO): phosphatase activity
Source: RefSeq, a predicted model, not a curated record
AUGGUAUCUGAAGUAAAGUGGUCACUUCUGAUGUUUAUUUGUGGAAUCAUUGAAAAUUAUUGCCACGCGGAAUUAAAAAUGAUCCAAGUGACGAUGCGUCAUGGUGACAGAUAUCCUUCUGUAAAACGGUAUGCAUUAAUGUUCUAUCCAAAUGAUCCAUACUUCAAUAAUACCUGGGCGCCUGAUGGACCGAUGCAGCUUACAGACAAAGGAAAACUCAAUGCGUACCACAUGGGUCAAUUUCUGCAUGACAGAUAUAAAGAAUUGAUAGGAGCUACCAAUAACACAGACUCAGUCUAUUUCCGUGCGCUUCAAUACGAAAGAACUGUCAAUACUGCUCGCUUAGUUGCCAAAGGACUGUUUCAAAUAAACUGGAAUUCCAGUUCUGAAUCAGUACCUGUGUCAAUUGACUCAAAACCAACAGACGAAGAUUAUUUAUACUACGCGAAAAAAAUGUGCGAAAAUUAUUACACUGAUCGUAAAAAUUCCGACACUCAGGUGGAACGUGUACUGAGUGCACUCACGGAUGUACAAAAAUUUUAUGACUACUUAUCAGUUCACACGGGUGUCAAUCAUACGAGGGCUUUCCAAAGUUAUCUACUCUACGGUCAACUAGUUUCGGAGACUAGUCUCGGCCUUCAGUUGGAACCUUGGACGGAUUCCAUAUUUCCGAGUGGAAAACUUUUGGACUUGAGUGCAGUUGAAUACAUAAUUCAGACUCAUACCCCUCGGAUGAAGCGUCUCUUAGGUGGAGUUUGGAUAAAAACAUUUUUGAACCACGUCGAUGAUUUACUGAGUGGUAAAAGUACUCGGAAAAAUGGAUAUUUCUAUGUUUACAGUGAGCAUCACGUCGCUGCAAUUUUGAACGCUCUUGGUAUCUACAGGCCCCAUGUUCCGACUUACUUGAGUUCUGUAAUUUUUGAAUUGCACGAGAUCGAUAAUAAUUUCUAUGUCAAGGUGAUUCAUAAAAAUGAAGAGAAAAUUACAGAAGCUCUGAUUCCCGGUUGUGAAACUUCGCUGUGUUUGCUUGAUACAUUCAAGUUCGUCUUGAAAGAUGUGAUUCUCGAAGAUUUUGAAAAAGAUUGUGGGACACACGGCCGUUUUCCAGAUCUUUGAUGCUGCGGCCAGAUCGUGGGAUAUUUUUGCCCCUUCCCGUGGUGAAAUAGCAUGGAGCGGAAUGCUGGGAGGAGAAAGUUUCUACCUACGAUCCAGUCUUUGAUGGCUUUGGGAAGAAUUUCCCAGUUUUUCCCAGUAUAUAUAAAAUAUGUGGUAUUAUUUAUAUUUCAAUUAUCAUUUAUAUUCAAUCGAUUAUCAAUAAAUAAA